Molecule: messenger RNA, 386 nt
Organism: Brassica oleracea var. oleracea
Lineage: Eukaryota; Viridiplantae; Streptophyta; Magnoliopsida; Brassicales; Brassicaceae
Product: 40S ribosomal protein S29-like
Exons: 3
Coding region: 61-231 (56 amino acids)
Biological process (GO): translation
Cellular component (GO): ribosome; cytosolic small ribosomal subunit
Molecular function (GO): zinc ion binding; structural constituent of ribosome
Source: RefSeq, a predicted model, not a curated record
UCCGAAAUUUUGUGUUAUCACGCCGUUCGUCUUCGUCUUCUAGCUUCGCAUUAGAAGAUCAUGGGUUUCGCUGCGAUUUGGAACUCUCAUCCCAAAAAGUACGGGCCUGGUUCCCGCACCUGCCGUGUGUGCGGAAACUCGCAUGGGCUGAUCAGAAAGUAUGGUCUUAACUGCUGUAGACAGUGCUUCCGCAGCAACGCUAAAGAAAUUGGAUUCAUUAAGUACCGUUAAAGAAGAUCCGGUGUUGUUUGAGCAGGAAGAGUCAUUUGGGUUUUUAAAGCUUUACUUUAAUCUUGUAAUGGAUCUUAUAAAUGCUUUAGAGUUUCAACAAGGCAUUUAAGUUGUUGAACAUUUUAGCUUCCUUAAACAUCUUGAUUCUACUACCA